Molecule: messenger RNA, 1919 nt
Organism: Pseudo-nitzschia multistriata
Lineage: Eukaryota; Bacillariophyta; Bacillariophyceae; Bacillariales; Bacillariaceae
Source: the annotation of a GenBank genome assembly
UCCCUUCGUGCGUUUCCUUCGGGCACAACUGUUUGCGCAUUCUACUUCUUGCUUCGCUCGCAGCAACAUGCCUCGAAAAGUAGUCAAUCCGUUCAAGGAGCGAAAGGUUCCGGCCUGGAUGCGCUACGGAAUCCCCGGUCUCGUUGGCGGUUUUCUGGUGUGCUGGUACAUCUUUGUGAGUCCGGCAGAGAUUGCCGUAGAGGACAGUGCAGUCCUGUCCCCGGACCCGAACCUCCACCUCCGGCAACAGCAGCACCCGCRUGGCCUGCUGAACGACGACGACAACGCCAACGACGCCGGCAUCGAACGGGACGACGACAACGGCCGCGGCGCAGGUGAACCAGACGGGAGCGGGUCGAGAUCGAGCGACGAAGAUCGGGACAAGGACUGGGACGACCAUCAGGAGCAGAAAGAUGGCGCCUCGGGUGAUGACUACGAACAGGGGGAGGAAGAAAUGUUUCCCGACAUCGACGACGAGGAAUUCCUGGAUUGGAUCCGGUCCUAUUACAACGGGUUGGAAUUCGAGGACGACAGCACGGAUCCUUCUGUCUGGGGAAAAAAACUGACCGAGCCCCUCCUGUCCGAGUCCCUAGCGCUGGGCUGCGACUACAUGGUCCACAACCAAAAGGACGCCGGAAACUUCAACUACCAGUACGACUUUGUGACCCACGAACUGGACGACGACGACAGCCCAGUCCGCCAGGCGGGGGCCCUGUGGGGAAUCUCCCUCUGCCUCAAAGCGAGCAUCCUAGACGAAAACGAUCGCGCCCCCGCGUACCAAACCUCCAUCGAGGACGGGAUUGCCUUUUUCCGGGAGCACGUGGAGGACGGGCCCAUCGAGGAAAGCCGGAUGGUGGUGUAUCCCGGAUUCGAGGACGAGUCCCAGUCGGGUGUCAACGCGCUCUACGGCUUGGCCCUCAUCGAGUACCUUUCGGUGGCGCGGGAGCAUCCGGCGUGGGCCGAACGGAUGCGGAUCGACCCCCGGGCCCUCGAGGCCGAGCUGGACGGGAUCCUCGGCUUUCUCAAAUACCUGCAGCGCGGCGACGGCCAUUUUGCCCAGGCGUACGACCGGGAAGAGGGCGAGCCGUCCGAGGAAUAUUCCCCGUACUACGACGGCGAGACGAUGCUCUGCCUGGUCAAGGCCGCCCGCUACCUCGGGGGCGACUACGCCGAGGACCUAGUCCCCGUCAUCGAGAGAACGGCACCCAUCCUCGCCAAGGCCUACACGGUCGACGCCUGGAGGCAGGACGAGCACGACUCGGACCUGACCAAGGGAUUCUACCAGUGGUCCUCGAUGGUUUUUGCGGAAUACUACCUGGCCGAGUGGGAGAACUACGAGUAUUUCGGGGACUGCCUCUUGGUCCUGGCGCACUGGAUUGUCCACACUCACGGGAUUUUGAAACGCCACCGCAACACGGGAUACGCGUUUGAGGGGAUUCUGAGCGCCUACAGGGUCGCCGAGAUGCGGGGCCACGAGGAAGCCCUCUCCGAGCUGUCCCGGACUAUCGACGAGGGUCUCUAUGAACUGACGAGGUGCGUUGCCAUCCGAUCCGAUCGACUCGGCGCACGAAAAGAACUGUUUCGAUGGUACGGCGUGUUUGGUCGCUAUUCUCACCUUUUCCCGUUUGUUUUCCAACCUCGCUGCCUCCAAAACACUAUUGCUACAUUCGUUAGUUGGCAGGUCGGGGGUCCCCUGGCCCACACCAACGACUUCUUGGUCACCAAUCCCACCGACGAACGCACAGCCAUUGGCGGAAUCAUGAACGCCGUGGACCAAGCACCACUGCGAAUCGAUACCGCGCAACACCAGAUGCAUGCCGUGAUGAUGGCCCUUGAAAUCCUGUUCUAGUCGUGAAAACUACAGGAUUCGGGUCGGAUGCAGGGCAGACUCCUUUCAUUCAUUCGGUCGUUUUAUAGUU